This is a messenger RNA of Strongylus vulgaris, 306 nucleotides long. Lineage: Eukaryota; Metazoa; Nematoda; Chromadorea; Rhabditida; Strongylidae. The record is from the annotation of a GenBank genome assembly.
AUGCAAACCUUCAUUGUCUUAGCCGUUGUUGUGGCUGCUGUACUAGCCGUUCCCGGUGCUCAGCUGAAUGCGCUGGAAUGUGAUAUGUGCGAAAUAGGCGUGAAAACUGCUGCGCCUAUGCUUGAUCAAGAUACCAAGGAUAUCGAAAAUGCUGUAAACAAAGAAUGCAAAAGUCUGCUUCACACUAUCCCAUUCGCUACACAAAAAUGCGAGAAGUUUGUCGACACAGAUUUGAACAAGAUCAUCAAGGAGCUCGAGUCGGGCACAGCCCCGCAGGACGUUUGCAAGAAGUUAAACAUGUGCUAG